This is a messenger RNA of Lineus longissimus, 2218 nucleotides long. RefSeq lists its product as uncharacterized. The coding region runs from base 611 to 1117 and encodes 168 amino acids. The record is from RefSeq and is a predicted model, not a curated record. The transcript is spliced from 4 exons. Lineage: Eukaryota; Metazoa; Nemertea; Pilidiophora; Heteronemertea; Lineidae.
ACUGGAAGGAAACACAGGGAAAUAAUGCCAUGGUGAAACAGCCGCUCAUGGCAAAUAGAGCUUGUCCAAGGAGCUUGUCUGUAGUGCGACAGAUUUGAGUUGCGAACACGAUACAUUCGCGCCAUCCUGAGAUCAGGCGUUUUUACUCCUGUGUCAUAGAAAUAUCGAGAGGCGGAGUAUAUUGAAAACAACUGCAGUAGCCAGCAGGCUGCAUUUGCGCAAGAAUGGAUUACCCAGCAUCAGAUUAGUGGAAUGACGCUUUCCAUAUAGCUUUUAGCUGCAUUUUAGCUGCAUAUCGCAAUAACAUAGGAACACAUAAUAUAAUCUUUAGUGUUGCACCAAAAAGAGACAGAAGUCUUUAUAAGCUAUCCCAAAGGGGAUACUCAUACGUCUUGAUUGAAUAAGAGGUUUAUAAUAAUAUGUCAGAUUUAAAUCGAUUAUCGGAAAUAUAAUUAUUGUGUCAAUGUCACAGCACCGUGGUUAUUACACUGCUGACAAACACCGAAGGCGAAGUUGGGAAGAGAGAUGAGCAUGUAACCGAAACCAUAGCCUCGGGAGUGUAGGAAUUAAAGCGGAUUUUCUGCGACGAAAUGACGUGACGGUGAACCAGAUGAUGUUGAUGCUUCAGGUGAUUCUAUUAGCUGUGAUCAAGUCGGUAUUGUCGACUGCUACGUGUUCCACAAACUUUACAGCGUUGGCGAAGAGCUGCAUGCAGGAGGUGGAACAAGAGUUCAGCUUGUCCGUCUCGAAAAUACUCGCGAAGGAUGCGGAGGGGACAAGGGAGCUUUGCAGGAAGUAUCAAGAGAUGUACUACUGCCUGCAUAGCGUGCUCGACCCCUGCUCCACCUUGGGGAAGCACUAUUUCUCUCUGAUACAGAGACGCGUGGUCAGUAACUAUGGACAGCAUUGUCCAGGGGUUUCACCGGACAGCAGACGAACGACGCCUUCGCUGCCAGUGUAUCACGUGACGACAACAGAACAGACCCCUCGGGAUGUUUCAAGCGAGAAAAUGAACAGGCAAUUAAAGUCGGCGUCGGAUUUUAUUCUACCGGAUAACAUAUUUGUAAUUAGCGUCUUGUUGAUUUCAUCAUGUGUGUCGGUGUUAAUUAUAUCUUGAUUCUUCGAACUGCGUGCAAUACAAUGUAUAUGUAUGUCUUGGUUAUCACCGUUUUCAACGAAUUCUUGACUCAAUCGUCGGCUGGGUCGAAAGUAGCCGGACUUAGGGCAAGUAAACUGCUGCAUAUAAAGUCGAGACGGAGAGACGACUAAUUCCAAGUACGAGCCCGACUCGCCUUUGAGACUGAAUCAUCGAUAUACAUGUUUUUGAAUGAACUAAAUUAAAGACUAUUUCCAAAGUAAUGAAGACAAGGCCUAUGGUUAGACCCUGUUCUUGUGCAUUGUUAAAUGCAGUGCAAUGAUUUUUCAAUUAUCCUGUUUGGUGAAGUCACGGUCUUGAUGGAAGCCCCUUUUUAUGAAAACCCAACAUAUAUAUAUUUCACGCCGAAGUUGUCCCUUUAAACGCUUGCUUUUGGGCAUGGUCUGUCGCACCCGACGCCAUGCAGGCGUCUCAGCUAUAUAAUCAUCCGUUUUAUAAAUUCUAAACCACCAACAUCUGAUAAAUAAUAAGUCUCAUCGCAUAAUUAUUUUAAUUUUUGAUGAGUCGGAGGUGCAUGGUUACGGGGACUAAUAUCAUUUGUGUGUUUGUAUCUAAUAAAGUUUGUGGAAUGUGGUCCAUUAUAGUCCGACCGAGCGCUGUAACUUGAAAUUUUAAUGUAUAAUUUCGAAUCGGGCUCCAGGCUGUCAUCUUUGAAUCAUUCACAUUAUUUAAUUACAACCAGGACCCUUGGGGGACUAGAGUCUUCACAGAGACCGUUAUUAACUCUUACGCUGAAUACAAAAGGUUGAAUUCUCCGGAAUCAGUAGCUUCUUCGCCGGUCCUGCGCACAAAUGCUAUGAUUGUGCGCUUCUUAAAUGCUUUGAAGGGAUUGAUCAGUAUAAAAAACAGCAUUUAAAAUUCCACCUAGAUUUGAAUUGUACCAGCCAUGAACAAAGAACAUCAUCCACCAUGCUGCAAGCAGGUUGAUAGAGACAAUGUCACAAUCUAGCCCAAGCACCAGCCAGCAGUUGAGCAGGUUGUGAUUUUGUCCUUGAGGGUGGUACACUCCGAACACAUUGGACCGGCCUCGUCCUGACAUCCAUGGAUGAUACAAUGGGCUGC